UGUGCGGCGGGGUGUGCGCAUGCUCGGUCCUCGAUGGCGCUGGUUUUGUCGGAGGUGGAUGAUGUCCGCAUUGACCCGGGCGGUGUGUUUAAAUACGUCCUUAUCCGAGUGUGGAGCGGCAGCGGCAGUGACCAGCCCCGGGAGAAGGUCGUCGUCCGCGGCUCGGCCUCCGCUGAGUAUCACGCUGAUAUCUAUGAGGAUGUGUCUAGCUGGAUUCAGAAGAAGGGCCUGCACUGUGAGUGUCUAGGUGGUGGUCGAAUUAACCAUAACAGUGAGAAGAAGACCAUUCAUGUGUAUGGAUACUCCAUGGGUUAUGGACGUGCAAAGCAUGAGAUCACAGCAGAGCUUCUGAGAGCCAAGUAUCCGGACUACAAUGUGACCUGGGCGAAUGAGGGUUAUUGAGGUGCCCUGGGCCUGAAUGCUGUGCUGCCUUGUUGCUCAACUUAUUUCCCUCUGCUCCGAAGCCUCUGGUUGGAAAUGCACCGAUCAUGUCUGAUUGCAAUCUGAAUUAAAGUAAAUUAUUACUGAA
Hemiscyllium ocellatum (epaulette shark) is the source of this 529-nucleotide messenger RNA. RefSeq names its product 14 kDa phosphohistidine phosphatase-like. Gene Ontology annotation, molecular function: protein histidine phosphatase activity. Bases 34 to 402 code for a protein of 122 amino acids. The transcript is spliced from 3 exons. The record is from RefSeq and is a predicted model, not a curated record. Gene Ontology annotation, biological process: peptidyl-histidine dephosphorylation. Lineage: Eukaryota; Metazoa; Chordata; Chondrichthyes; Orectolobiformes; Hemiscylliidae. Gene Ontology annotation, cellular component: cytosol.